AUGACGCGCGCGCAACAGACAAUUUCCAUUGGCCUCUUGGUCUCUUCCCUCUACUUUGCUCUCUUCCUAGAGCUCAUCCCUCUUCCUCCCCUCGUCCAGCAAGAAAUCGUCCCAGUCCUUCCCUUUUGGGCUCUCAUCUCCUUCGGCGCGUUCCUGCUCUUCCGCCUCGGCUGGGGCGUCUUCACGUUCAACGAUGUUCCGGAUGCGCACAAGGAGCUGAUGGCGGAGAUUGAAAUGGCCAAGGUCGAUCUGAGUAAGCUGGGCGUUGACGUGGACUAG
Trichoderma reesei QM6a is the source of this 279-nucleotide messenger RNA. RefSeq lists its product as uncharacterized. The coding region runs from base 1 to 279 and encodes 92 amino acids. The record is from RefSeq and is a predicted model, not a curated record. NCBI's taxonomy places the organism in Eukaryota, Fungi, Ascomycota, Sordariomycetes, Hypocreales, Hypocreaceae. Gene Ontology annotation, biological process: GPI anchor biosynthetic process. Gene Ontology annotation, cellular component: dolichol-phosphate-mannose synthase complex; endoplasmic reticulum membrane. The transcript has 3 exons.